AAGAACAAAGAUAACCUCACAAUCUUGAAUUCAAUCUUCUUAUCACUUUUGGUAAUAUUUGUUAUAGAACUACAUAACUUCUGCAACAAUAUAUUAAAUAAACAAAAAAAUUCUAAGUAACGAAAAAUUCGCCCUGACUUUAUUGAGGUCACGGGAAAGAAUAGAAGAACAAGAAGAAUAGAAAAAAAAGUGACAAUUGCGUUUAAAAAGCAGCUAAAAAUACAGUAUUGCAGGAGGUGAAAUCGGUGAAAUGACAGCUGAAAUAAAACCCGUACCGGGAGUAACUCAGGAUAGAUUCAGUACGAAUCGAAAACCAAUUCUUUUGUCAAAAUUAGAAGGUUGCAAUGAUGAUGUUAAUGCGGCGAUUAUUAUACCGCGGGAAGACGGUGUCAUCAGUGUUUGCGAUGACAGAACCGUGAGAGUUUGGUUGAAACGUGACUCGGGCCAGUACUGGCCGAGCAUUUGCCAAUAUAUGUUAGCAGGAACAACAGCAAUGGAUUAUUGCGCAGAGACGAGACAAUUAUUUGUAGGAUUAGAAAACGGCUGUAUAAAUGAGUUCAUAAUAGAGCCGGAUUAUAACCGAAUGACACACAUGAAGGAAUUUCUCGCACAUCAAGCACGAGUGACGGGUGUUAUAUUCGCCUUGAGCUGCGAAUGGAUCCUGAGUAUUGGACGAGAUAAAACUUUUCAGUUUCAUUGUGCAGAAACUAAUCGAAAACUUGGAUCUCAUCUGGGAGAUGCUUGGUACAUUGCGUUACAAUUUGAUGCUGAGUCAAAACACGCAUUUGUCGGCGAUUAUUCCGGGCAAAUAAAUAUGUUAAAACUCGAUACAAAUGGAGUGAGUUUCAUCACGACUUUGAAGGCCCAUUCUGGUAGUAUUCGAUCGUUAGCAUGGGAUUCAGAGAAACAGUUACUUUUCUCAGGAAGCUUCGAUCAAAAUAUCGUCGUCUGGGAUAUUGGUGGUAAGCAGGGAAAUGCUUACGAAUUGCAAGGUCAUCACAAUAAAGUAACGGCCCUGUGCUACUCAAAUGGUGAUCAAACAUUGCUCUCGGGUGGAGAAGACGGAGUUAUUGUUUGUUGGGACAUGGGAGCGGCGAGGAAAGAAACCGCCGUUUGGAUUGAGUCGGACACAUGUCAAGCCUGUGGACGACCAUUCUUUUGGAAUAUUAAGGCGAUGAUGGAUCAACGUCAACUCGGCCUGAGACAACAUCAUUGUCGUCAUUGUGGAAAAGCUCUUUGUGCACGAUGCACAUCACAUCGUAUUCCAAUUCCCAUUAUGGGUUUUGAAUUCGAGGUUCGGGUCUGCGAUCCAUGUCACAUUCACAUUAAAGAUUCAAAUCAAACUUCCUUGGCAUCAUUUCAUGACGCAAAACACAGCAUCGUUGGAAUGGAUUUAGACGCUGGACGUCGAAGAUUACUGACAAUUGGUCAGGAUCGAAUUAUUAAAAUUUGGGACAUUACUGCUCUUCUUCAGUAAGUAUUUAAAUAUUCAAUUUCUCAUUAACGUCGAAAACUCGAAUUAUAAUCAAACACUUCCAAGGAACGAAUUAUUAUAAUUCUGUUCGAUUUUAAAAGGCAAAAAACUAUUGCACAUCAUUUUUAUCCAGAAAAUUAAUUUUCAAAAACAAGUAAAAAUAUUUAACGACUAAAUUAAAAAGAAGGAAAAACGAAAAAUUUUACUUAUCUAAUUUAUAAUUCAAUUUGUUUUUAUUCGGAAAGAAAAAUAAGAUAAGUUUUUCGGUUUUAUCGAAUUUAGUCCUAACUUCUUUAUUGCCAUAUGAAAUUAAUAAUUUAUAUUAUUGAACACUCAAUAAUAAUAUUGUGGUGUAAUUAAAGUAAUUAAGAGGAAAAAACAGAUUCUGAUUGUAUAGAGGAAAUAUAACAGUUUUAAAAGUACUGUUAUUUCCUGCUUGUAAAUUUUUUACAGAUAUAUUGAUAAUAUGAGAAAAAUAAUUAUAACACACGUGUAACUUUUAUCAAAAAUUGAAAAUGAUGUACUAAGGAAAAAUUGUAUAUUAAGUGAUAUAUUUACCUUCUAUAUUAUAGCAAUUGUAUGCGAUGGCUGUUACUGUUAAAAAAAUGGCAUUGUUUAAUUUUU
Messenger RNA from Leptopilina heterotoma, 2098 nucleotides. RefSeq names its product WD repeat and FYVE domain-containing protein 2 (gene Wdfy2). The transcript has 6 exons. Lineage: Eukaryota; Metazoa; Arthropoda; Insecta; Hymenoptera; Figitidae. Gene Ontology annotation, molecular function: protein binding; metal ion binding. The coding region runs from base 251 to 1477 and encodes 408 amino acids. The record is from RefSeq and is a predicted model, not a curated record.